GAUGACUAUUGCGAUUGUGGAUGGUCUGACAAUGGGCCUUUUGCAACAGACCAACCUGGCAUCAGCCGCAGCAUAUUUUCCAUUGCUGCCCACCCACUGUCCUUCGCGUUUUUCAUGCGAUUGUCAUUGUCGACGUAAACAGAAAUAUUACGUUCACAUGCCUUCUCUCUCAACUUAAAACCCUAACCUAACCCUACGCAAUUCACCAGAUUCUCCUUCAACAAUCCCAUCUCUUUGUCGAUUCUUCCAUCGGUCCUCAUCUCCUGCCGUCAAUUCCACUCGAUUUCAUGAAUCUGUGAUGGAUGUGCUAGUUCAAAAGGAAAAUCAAGUUGGUAGUUAUAGUACUAAAGAAGGGAAAGUGAGGCAAGUCUCAAGCAGUGUUCUUGGAAUUAAAAGGGAGAGAAAGGUUCACAACCUUGUGACUUCUCAACGGUCACCAAUGAAAAGGAAACGAUCUUCUAUCCAGAAAGAAUUAUGUUUAUCUGGUGAUCUUGAAGAUGAAAAAGCAAAUGUUCAAAUUAGGAAGAACACAUCAACACCGAAAACAAAAGGUUUAACUAAGACAGAAACAGCUCAUGGAAACAAAGGUUUAUAUGGGAAAUCUGUUAUAACUGAUGCUAGUGACUCUGAUAUGGAUUAUAAUGAGGAAGAUGAAGAUGAUGAUGACUACACUCUGUAUCCACCGCGUAAAAGAUCUAAAGCUUCAAAACGUAGAGGAAGACCUCCUAAAGAUUGCAAAGCUUCAAAUGGGAAACAAAACUCCAAGAACAAAGGUGAUUUAAACAAGAAUGAACUGUCAAACAAAAAACAAUGUGCUACAACCAACCUUUUGGAAGAUAAGCAGGAGGAAGAGGAACUUAAAGACAGCAAUAAGAGCAAACAAACUGAUGUUAACAGUAGCCCAUGUAACGUACAGAAAUCAAGAAGCCGUCGUCCUGUUUCUAAUGGAAACAAACUUAUUAAAGACGAUAUGUUGUAUUGUGAUUGGGUAGAUGAAUAUGAUGAAGAAAACGAAUAUGCUAGUGAAUAUGAUGUAGAUGAAGAUGUUGGAAGUGUAAUUUCGACAUCGAUGGAGCAACAUGAGUUGAAUAAUGUUGAGAUGAACGGAAGUAUGAAAGGCAGUAAAGUGGAAAAGCAUGUUGGCUUCAUAGAAGACAAAAAACAAACGUCUCUGGUGAAAUCUUAUUCGAGUAAAAGCAGUAGCUCAAAUGAUACGGUUAUGAAAAAGAGAAACAAAUACAUAGAAUAUUGUAGUUCUGCUUCAUCGGGUGGCCCUACAAGUGUUGCUACCAACGUCAAGGAUCAGAAAAAUGGAAAAGAGCAGCCCAAGUGUCAUCAAUGUAAGAGAAAUGAAAGAAAGACUGUUGUUCCCUGCACCAAAUGUGAUGAAAUGUACUGUAUCCAGUGCAUCAGACAAUGGUAUCCUCAGUUAUCAGAAGAAGAAGUUGCAGAUUUAUGCCCUUAUUGCCGUGUAAAUUGCAACUGCAACUUGUGCUUGCACUCAAGUUUUAAGAUGUCAAGCGUAGAUCUCACCGAUGCCGAGAAGUUGCAGCAUCUUCUCUAUAUUAUCAACUUAACCCUGCCAUUUCUAAAACAAAUUCGUGAUGAACAAAACAAGGAGAUAGAGUUCGAAGCACGCGUUCAUGGGGUAUCAGAGUCUUCAAUUACAGUAGGUCAGACUAGCUAUCUACCUGACGAACGUGUCUAUUGCAACUACUGUUCAACAUCAAUCAUUGAUCUUCAUCGAAGUUGUGGAGAAUGCUCAUACGAGCUAUGUCUUAGUUGCUGUCGUGACUUAAGGAAUAACGGUCUUUGUGAUCAAAGAAAAGUUGAUUACAGGUACUUCGAUAGAGGUUCUGAUUAUAUUCAUGGUGGGGACCCUGACAUUCUACAAGAUUCUUUUCAUGAAAAUAUUCCCAAAAGGACCUGUGAUUCUGUUGUUGAAUGGGUAGCUAAUAACGAUGGGAGUUUGUUUUGUGCUCCAAAGGAUAUGGGUGGAUGUGGUAAUUGUUUAUUGGAGCUCAAGCGUCUUUUACAGGAGGAUUGGUUACCAGGUUUGGAAGCAAAAGCUGAGUGUAUAUUAAACAAAUACAAAAUUGAUGAAUCAAACAUUAUUACAAAUUCUUUUACAAGUGUUGGCAAGACGCAUCUACAAGCAGCAAGCAGAGAAGACUCUGAUGAUAACUACUUAUACUACCCUAAUUCUAAUGAAGUCGAGCUCCUUCGAUUUAGACACCAUUGGGCUAAAGGUGAACCACUAAUUGUUAAGAAGGUUCUAGAACAGACACCUGGUUUAAGCUGGGAGCCCACAGUUAUGUGGCGUGCGUUAUGUGAACAUGUGGAUCCAAAUGUCAGGUCAAAGAUGUCACAAGUGAAGGCUAUAGAUUGCUUGGCUGGUUGUGAGGUUGAAAUUAGUACUCGGAAAUUUUUUAAAGGUUAUAUAGAAGGAAGGCAGUAUUUGAAUUCGUGGCCGGAGAUGCUGAAGCUGAAGGAUUGGCCACCAUCUGAUAAGUUUGAGGAUCUUCUACCACGUCAUUGUGAUGAGUUUAUCAGUGCAUUGCCUUUCCAACUGUAUACCGAUCCAAGAUCAGGGUUUCUCAAUCUCGCUGUCAAGUUACCGCCAGCUGUCCUUAAACCUGAUUUGGGUCCAAAGACGUAUAUUGCGUAUGGAAUGGCUGAAGAACUUGGAAGAGGGGAUUCUGUUACUAUGCUGCAUUGUGAUAUGUCUGAUGCUGUGAACAUAUUGACACACACAGCUAAGGUGUCAGUAAGUAAUAAUCAGAAGUGGGCAAUUCAGGAGUUAAAGAAAAGACACAGAGCUCAGGAUAAAAGAGAAAAAAAUGGAAAACUUUACGAAUAUGUUGCUGGAUCUUGGGGAAAGAAAGAUGAGCAUACUUUAAAUGAGGAAGAAGACUCAAAUGCAGGUAGUUUGCGUGAUUUUGCUCCGCAAGAAGAUGCUGAAGAAACGGGUAGUGCUCUUUGGGAUAUUUUCAGAAGAGAAGAUGUACCGAAGUUACAGGAAUAUUUACUAAAGCACUCAAAAGAAUUUCGAUUUACAUAUUGUUGUCCUGUUGAGAAGGUUUAUCAUCCAAUUCAUGACCAAACAUUUUACUUGACGUUGGAACAUAAAAAGCGGCUAAAAGAGGAAUAUGGUAUAGAACCAUGGACGUUUGAACAAAGGCUGGGAGAGGCGGUUUUUAUUCCUGCUGGAUGUCCACACCAAGUGAGAAAUCUGAAGAUAAUACGUUUACAUAUAGGAAAAGAAAGUUAACCAACACACCACUAUGCUACUAUUAUGGAACAUAACUUACAAGCUAUGAUGCACGGGAACGCCUGUUUAGAGGGAGUACCUGUACCGGGGACGGAAACGCCAUGGGGAUGUUUCCUAAACGUUUCCGGGUUAUUGGGACGGCUCCAAAACUUUCCGGGUUUCACUCGCUUAGGAGGAACAAGUUGGCUAAUAGGGACGUUUGUUAAUUAUCUGACCCUUCAGUUGUUGCGUUGUUUCCCUAGUUGAAAGAAAACUACAAGAUAGAAGGUAACAUAAAUUUUGCGGUGGUAGGUAUUAGGAUUAAAUGGGGAAUAUGAAGUGAGAAAACAGUUUACGACCUUUAUUUUAUUAUUUCUGGGCUUUUUUAAAGUUUAUGUGGCUCAAUUCUAAAAGUAGUAUUCAUUAAAGGUUAUUUGGACCUCACAAAAUACUUGAAACACUUCAAAUAGGUUUUAGUUUUUAUUAUUUUUUAUUUGUUAUUUUGUUUGAUAAAAAAUUAAAAACAUAUAAAUUAUUUUGUUUCUCUAUUGUUUGAUUCAAUGGAAGAUAUUGGGUUUUUGGAGGUUGCCGUUCUAUUUUGGACUUUGUUUAAUAUAUUUUUAUUUUUUUUUAUAUUUUUUCCGUACCUUUAUCUUGGAUCUUUGAGUUUUGCCUUCGUCCCUGUGCCCCAGUCCCGUACCCGUUCUUGUGCUACAUAGCUUACAAGAAAAGAAAGAAACAAAAAUAAUUGAGAAAGGGAAAAUAAGGAUAUAGGAAAAUAUGGGUGAACGUGAGAAUACAUGCAUGGAUGAAAUCAACCCAUUUGAACCUGAAUGGUAGUCCGGUUUGACUCGCUUGAAUUAUGUUAAUGUUGACCCGUCGGUUCAACCCGACCCAUAUGACUAUAUCUAACCUGACUGUACCGACGCCUUGCGAUUCCGGGUCACAAUUGCUAUCAUUCUCGUCGUCUUCGAAAAAGUUUGUCCUCAAACUUAAGACAAUCAUCAGGCGGUGGCUCAGGAGGUAUUUCCGGUGGAUAUCUGAUGGCGUAUGGUUUGAAACGAAAUUGGGAUGGGUACCAUAACAAUUGGUUCAUAUCAUGAAAUAAUAUCUUGUGCUGUACCCCGUGCUUUGGUGGUGGUUCAGGAGGAAUUUCUUUCAUAUAGUGCACACCAUUGUUAUGCAUAUUUAUAUUGCCAUGUAGAGAUUCCGUGAUUGUAGAUACACAAUCCGAAACAUGUAUAAUUUCCUGUGCACAGUAACCAUAUAGCUUAAUUAAGCUCA
Messenger RNA from Helianthus annuus (common sunflower), 4534 nucleotides. Its product is annotated as lysine-specific demethylase JMJ25. The coding region runs from base 299 to 3271 and encodes 990 amino acids. The transcript is spliced from 12 exons. Gene Ontology annotation, molecular function: transcription coregulator activity; chromatin DNA binding; histone H3K9 demethylase activity. Gene Ontology annotation, biological process: regulation of transcription by RNA polymerase II. The record is from RefSeq and is a predicted model, not a curated record. NCBI's taxonomy places the organism in Eukaryota, Viridiplantae, Streptophyta, Magnoliopsida, Asterales, Asteraceae. Gene Ontology annotation, cellular component: chromatin; histone deacetylase complex.